Molecule: messenger RNA, 1746 nt
Organism: Anopheles coluzzii
Lineage: Eukaryota; Metazoa; Arthropoda; Insecta; Diptera; Culicidae
Product: probable pseudouridine-5'-phosphatase
Exons: 5
Coding region: 563-1309 (248 amino acids)
Molecular function (GO): phosphatase activity
Source: RefSeq, a predicted model, not a curated record
CAACGUGGUUUUUGACACGCACAAAACAAAACACUGCAGUUGGCCGCGCGGCAUUGUUGCGAUUGUUUCGGGCGUUCACCACCGUGUUCUGCACAUUGUUAUGCUUCGGGAGGUUGUUUCGUUCGCCUGAUACGAGGACACCUUUUCUUGCUGCAAUUUGCUUGUGCAGUGUUGGUGUAGUGCGUGUAGUACGACGCCCUUGAUACGACGAGCGUGCAGUGUGACCAUUCCAUCCGGACGGCACAGCAGCAGCAGCAGCAGCAGACGCAACAGGAAGUGCAAUUUUCCCUCCGAAGGAUACAGUGAAACGCAGCGUAAAUCAGCGCAUCCUAGAUCGUGAUCGCGAGAGCUCUCUCUCUCUCUUUUUACCCCAUCCCCUGCCCCCGGCGAGCGUUGUUUAGAACAACGGCAAAAACAUCUGUUUCGCGGAGGACGAAUCCAUACCGGUGGCCGGAGCAGUGCAACCGUUCGAACCGUGGAAAGGCACGGAACGGAACACACUGAGAGCGGACAGCAGCGGACAGAAAACACACGCGCGGUAUAAAGCACGACCGCUGCCACGAUGAGCCGGUUAUUCGGUAGUAGUAGUGGUUCGGUGCUCGGUACGGCCGGAAGCAAAAUGUCGUCGUUCCGCAAGGUGACUCACUGUAUCUUCGACAUGGACGGGCUGUUGCUUGACACGGAAAAUCUUUACACGCAGGUAACGCAAUCGAUCGCGGAACCGUACGGCAAAACGUACACGUGGGAGAUCAAGCAAACGAUCAUGGGGCUGCAGCGGGACGAAGCGGCCGAAGCGAUCGUCGCCGCCCUAGAGCUACCGCUGACACCGGCCGAGUACGUGGAGAUAUCGACCGAGCGGAUCAAUCGCGUGAUGGAACAGUGUCAGCUAAUGCCAGGUGCAGAGCGGCUGGUGCGCCAUCUGCACCAACACAAUGUGCCGAUCGCGCUGGCCACCAGCUCGGGAGCGGAUUCGGUCGAGGUGAAGACAAAGAACCACCGCGAGCUGUUCGAGCUGUUCGGGCACAAGGUGAUGGGUUCGUCCGAUCCCGACGUGAAGGAGGGUAAGCCGGCGCCCGACAUCUUUCUGGUCGCCGCGGACCGCUUCCCGGACCGGCCCGCUCCCGACCAGUGCCUGGUGUUUGAGGAUGCGCCGAACGGUGUGACGGCAGCGAUUGCGGCCGGCAUGCAGGCCGUUAUGGUGCCAGAUCCGCACAUCGAGGAGGACCAGCGGAAGCACGCGACGGUCGUGCUGAAAUCACUCGAGGACUUCCAUCCGGAACAGUUCGGUUUGCCGCCGUUUACGUCGUGAACCACGCGUGGGACGCUUUUGACGACUACCCCGGAGCCGGCCAUUACUCCCCGGAAAAAAGCUUAUAACUACUACUACCACUACUACUACUACCACAACUGCAAGCCGCAACGUAGUGUGUGUGUGUGUGCGGCACACGUCCGAUUUUAGCAGAGCAGUGUUCUAAACACAUCACCAACGUUGGAGCGAAAUUUUGAUGAAGCGCGCGCACGCACACGUUUCGUUUGCGUAGAACGCACAAGCGUCCAACCCGCAAAAGGGGUCCACUGCCGGGUGGGAGGGACGUUAGUUUGUAUUUAGUUUUAUUUCUCGGAAAGCUUUUUCUUUAGGUGCGCGAUCGAGGUGUAUCGCUAGAAUGUGAAAUCGCUUGAAUGAGCGCCCGUCAAUGCGAAAAAAAAAGAAGAAAAUACAAUGUUGUAAUUGUAAAGAAAACGGCA